Messenger RNA from Rhopilema esculentum, 2199 nucleotides. RefSeq names its product death-associated protein kinase 3. Lineage: Eukaryota; Metazoa; Cnidaria; Scyphozoa; Rhizostomeae; Rhizostomatidae. Gene Ontology annotation, molecular function: protein kinase activity; ATP binding. Gene Ontology annotation, biological process: protein phosphorylation. The record is from RefSeq and is a predicted model, not a curated record.
UAUGAAAAUGCCCUGGGAUUAUGACUUGUUAUUCAUGGGGUCUGGGUACUUACUCUUGUUCUGUGCGCUGUGUAAAGUUGUUUAGGAAGGGUCAGUUUGCGAGUCCUCCUGUUUCAACAGCUGAGUGUAGAAGAGCGUGCAAAAAUGCCCAAGAAACCAGCGGCACCAAAGUUUGUUGAAAAACUUAAAGAUGUAGAGGUCUCUGAGGGCAAAGCUGCACGCAUUGAGUGUGUUGUUUCAGGGGAGCCCGAGCCUGAUAUUGAUUGGACAUUUGAAGGACAGCCAAUAAAAGAGGGUGGCAGGUUUAAAUUCUAUUUUGAGAAGGAUGAUGUUGUUGGCGUUGAAGUAAAAAAUGUGUCAGUUGAUGAUGAAGGAUUCUAUGAAUGUAUAGCAACAAACAAAAGUGGAAAAGCCACAUCAAAAUGUGAACUUCUUGUGAAUGCUCCUGGAAAGAUUGUGAAUGCCCCUGAAUCUGCUGAUGUUAAACCUGGCGGUACUGCAACAUUCAAAUGCAAAUAUGAUGGCAACCCAAGGCCUGAUGUUAAGUGGUUCAAAGGAUCUAAGCAAAUCAAGGAUGCAGACCACUAUAUUCUAACCAAUAAGAGCCAAGUUGCCACUUUAGAAAUUGAUGGUGUUAAGGAUGAUGAUUAUGGUGACUACAAAGUUGUUGUCAGCAACGAAUAUGGUGACACCGAACAUGCAUUCUCUUUGAAGGGUGGAAAGAAAGAUGAUGCAAAUGGUCCAUCAACUUCUGCAAAAACUGCUUUCCAAGAGAGGAACGCUGAUCGGGUGUAUAAACCACCAGUGAGGAAGACAAAGAAGAAGAAGUUCCCCAUUGAAAGAGACGGCAUUUUGAACGAGAACCCUGAAAAGUAUUACGACUUUGGAGAGGAGAUUGGCAGGGGUAAGUUCUCAGUUGUCAAGCACUGCGUUCACAAGAAGACAGGUGAAGAAUUUGCUGCUAAGAUUAUCAAGUUUGAUGACGAAACUGUCAAGUUCGCCGUCCGUGAGUAUGAUCUGAUGGCAAGCGGCAAGAUGGACCACAGGGGUCUUGUCCAGUUGCACGAGGCCUACCUCGUACGGAAGUACUUGAUUCUCAUUCUGGAACUGGCUGCUGGACAAACACUAUUGACCUACAUGUCAAAACGUCACUCACUCACAGAAGAUGAUGUAGCUCACAUCAUCAGACAAAUGUGUGAGAUUCUUGCCGACAUGCACAAAAAUAAUCUUAUCCAUCUUGAUAUCAGGCCUACCAACAUCCGCAUGGCUUCGAUUGGCUCAAAAGAAAUCAAGCUGGUUGACUUUAACAGUGCACGUAUGAUUGCUAACAAAUUUGCUGGUGAAGUAGUGGAUGUCAUUGGUGACACAGAGUUUUGUGCCCCAGAGCUGUUGAAUUUUGAUCCAGUCCUUCCAGGAUCAGACAUGUGGAGUGUUGCCGUAAUUACCUACAUCUUGCUCAGUGGCAUCUCUCCAUUCUAUGAUGAAGAUGAAGACAAGGUUGUUUCCGCUGUCCAGAAAGUCCAAUGGUCUUUCGAUGAGAUGUCUUUUGAAAGAGUGACAACAGAAGCCAAGGAUUUCAUCAAGAAGUGCCUCCUUCGAGUACCAGAAAUGCGUAUGACAGCAGCUGAGGCUUUGAAGCACCCUUGGUUGUCUAACACCUUUGCUAGAGCUCGCAAGAAUUCCCAGAUCAACCCAACAGAGCUCAAAAGCACAGACAAGCGUCUCUAUUCUGAGGAAGAAGAGGAAUACAUCUGGGCGUCAUUGGUCUUCCGUACCUUUGAUGAAAGCGAGUAUGAAUCUCCAGAAUCUGACGAAGAAGACGAAGAGGAAGAGUAAAGAUAAAAUGAGGAUGACAAUUCUAAAGAAAUCAAGAAUGCUUGUGUACCAUAAAGGCCUUAACAGACAAAGAAAAGCCAGGAAGCAUUGCUUUCUAACUAAUCUUUCUCGAUAUUCUCUAGAAAUCUUAAACGUAUGAACUCAACCUGUUAAUAGUAUUACGAUUUAGCAUUAACCAACUCAAUAUCGUUUUGCCCCACUCAGUAACACUAUUUUUUAGAAAUUGCUUUUUGUAAGAAUGUUGUUAACACAAAUUUUUUAAAUUUCCUGUUCAGUUUAUAAGAAAUGGAAUUACUUUUCUGCUAUGUAAUUCCUUCAUGAAUUUUUUAAAAUUGCAUAUGACAUGUCGUGGAUUGUUUGCUA